ACGUUUUAAUGAAGAAAAAUUCAUAAUUAUCAAACAUAUUUAUCGCUUGAGUUAUCGUGCGGGAUUUAUAGUUUGAAUUAGGUUAUCAGUUUACAUACACGUCGACAAAGUUUAAACUUCAAAAGUCAAUGUUAUACAGAUAACUCGGUCAAAUACACAUAAAACAUGGCGGCAAAGAAUGAAUUUAUUGACACAACGGUUCGAGGAUCGGAGGAAAUGUUUAAUACUUGCUGUACGUCGUGUUCAGAAACAGGUGAAACAAAGGAAGCAAAGAAAUUUUGUGUGGAUUGUAAAUCCUAUUUUUGUGACACAUGUCUUCGGGAUCACAACAAAUUUGCAGCAUUAAGAUCGCACCAGAUUUUGGACAAGUCGAAACAAGAAGGACAAGAGCUUUUGGACAUGAAAGGAAAUAACUCUCCAACGGAGCGAUGUGCCGAUCAUGGGAAUAUAUUUGAUAAGUUCUGCCGGGAUCAUGAUGCCAUUUGUUGUCAAACUUGUAUUACUAUUAGACACAGGUCAUGUAAGAAUGUUGAACCCUUGACUGACGUGGCCAAAGGUAUCAAGAGCACUUCUGAGUAUAAUAAUGUUAAAGAUUCCCUUAGUGUCAUUUGCGAAAAGACCAGACAAUCGACUGCAGAAAGAAAUGAUAAUUUAAUAAGACUUAAUCAACACAAAGAGAAACUCCUAAAAGAAGUGGAAGAAUUUGAACAACAGAUCAUAAAGAAAAUAAAAGAGGCAGGCGAAGCAACAAGAAAGAACAUACUCUCUGAACAUGAACAAAGCAAAAAAUGUCUUGAGUCUGAAAUAGAAGUUGUCAGAGCUGUUAAUGUCACAGCGACAAAUGCCAUCCAAAAGUUGUCUGAUGUUAAUGAAGUUGUUGUAUUUUCUAAUGUCAGAUCAUGUAAAAAUGUCAUUGAAGAAAGUGAAUCUGUCUUAAAUGAGCUGUGCGCUGGAAGAACAUGUACAGAAAUAUAUUUUAAACAAGACCAUGAUUUACAAGAUAACAUGAGCAGCUUAAAGUCAUUAGGUACCGUAACAGGAUCUGUAACAGAAAAAAGACUGACAGAAGGUAAAAAGGCGUACAUGGCAACCUUACAUGGAAAAUUCCAAAUUAACCCCAGUCAUUGUGAGAUAACUGGCGUGUGUGUAAUGGAUAACGGUGAGAUUGUGAUAGCCGACUAUACAAAUAAAACUCUCAAGAGGCUUAACAGAGAUUAUACAGUGCGGGAUUACGUAAACUUACCUGCUCAUCCGGGUGACAUUUGCAAAGUAGGUCCAGCGAAAGUUGCUGUAUGUCUAUAUAGUUUUAACGAAAUACAAUUCUUUUCCCUAGCAAACAGUAUGAAUGUAUCAAGUCAGUUUCAAAUAGAAAGCGGCUGUCAUGGAAUUUCGUACGAGGUAAGAAAUGAGAAAGUAUUGGUGUGCAAUGGAACAACGCGACUGAAUGUGUAUAGUAAGACAGGUAACUUGCUGAGAACAUAUGAAAAAGAUCGCAACGAUCGACAGUUAUUUUCGACUUUGAGACAAGUCGCUUUCGAUAGUUUAGAACACCGGAUAUACAUUGCGGAUGCUGGUAAAGGAUUGAUCGCCUUGAAUGAAAAUGGAAAAAUAGAAUGGGUCUUUAGUGCAGAACUAAAUGAAACAUGGGGUAUUUGCGUUUUACCAGAUGGAGCAGUCCUUGUAUGUGGGGCGAGUUCCAACAACAUUAUCCAAAUUGACAAACAGGGCAGGAAAGUUACAACGUUAGUCACAGGUUCUGAGGGAGUCAAACGUCCUUUUGCAAUGGCAUAUGAUAAAUCGUCCUCUAGGCUGAUAGUUGGAUGUAGCUCAAACGAAAUACUUGUUUACAACCUGGCUGUUAAAUGAUACGACAAUAUCAAUGUUAACCAAUCAAAUUAUACUGUCCAGUAACAGACUCGGUCAAACCAAGUCUGCUAAUGUUUUGUUUGGUUGCAUUUGUGUUUCCAAAGGCUAAGACAAUUACUGUUUUAAUUGCACAAAUAUUUGCCAGUUUUGUACACUGCGUAUGAAAUUUGUUUAACUUUAUUAAUAUUACAGAUGUAUACACAAGGAUUUACCUGCCUAAAUGAUUUUUAUAAAUGAUCGAAAGCACGUAUUUGAUUCGGUCUACCGGUAUAUAUGACACAUUAUAUGAAAUAAAAAUGGUUUAUGGAAAAGAUCAAUGGUUUAUAAACACGAUCAAAUGGACGCUUGGUCAUAUUUCAAAGAAAAUAAAGAACAAAACUCUUAACUAUUGAAAUACAUCUAUUAUCCAAUACAUUUGACAGAUUCAAAACAAUUUCUAGAAAAGUAGUUUCCAAUUGAUCUCGUUUGAACUAUAUUAUAGUUCUUUCACUGUUUCCGUGGCAAACGUUCAUUUUAAGAAAUGACAACGCAUACAGACGAUGAUUCUGCCAUAUCUGUAUCAGUUAUCGAGAUAAAAGAAUAGAAAUGGUACCAAAAUGGA
This is a messenger RNA of Mercenaria mercenaria, 2467 nucleotides long. RefSeq names its product E3 ubiquitin-protein ligase TRIM71-like. The transcript has 2 exons. The record is from RefSeq and is a predicted model, not a curated record. Gene Ontology annotation, molecular function: protein binding; zinc ion binding. Lineage: Eukaryota; Metazoa; Mollusca; Bivalvia; Venerida; Veneridae. The coding region runs from base 166 to 1866 and encodes 566 amino acids.